CUUUUUUAAAACAUGAAAGAAUACAGCUUAAAGGAAAUCUCCAAUCAUACAACAAGCAAGUCAUGUUGGGUUAUUUAUAAGAACAAGGUUUACGACGUUACAGAAUUCAUUCAAGAUCAUCCCGGGGGAGAUGACCUGAUCUUGGACUAUGCAGGCAAAGAUGUUACAGAUGUCAUGAAGGACGUACUUGAACAUGAUCACUCGGAUGCAGCUUAUGAAAUACUCGAGGAAUACUGUAUUGGUCAAUUAGAAGAAUCCAUUCAUGAAAAGCGUAUGAAACUAUUGGAGGUUGAAGAAGAAUCCAAGACAUUUGACAAGGAAGAUUUUAAGCCAAAGGAAACAGAUGUAGCGUCGGAUGUUAAAACGAAUCAAUUCUUGGACUUGAGAAAGGCACUUAUCCCACAAUUGAUUAGAGCAAGAUUUACCAAGGAAUUCUAUUUGGAACAAGUGCACAAACCACGUUACUUGUCUCAGCCAGCCAUCUUUUUUGGUCAUCCAUUAUUGGAGCCAUUGACAAAGACUGCAUGGUAUAUGAUACCUAUUAUUUGGUUGCCCUAUGUAGCCUAUCAGCUCUCUUUGUCAUUUAAAUAUGGUAACUCAACUGGCACUUAUAUGUCAUUUGGCUUGGGCAUUGGUAUAUGGACACUGUUGGAAUAUCUGUUGCAUAGAUUCUUGUUCCAUUUGGAUGAACUGCUUCCAGAUCAUCAAAUGGCCUUUGUGAUCCAUUUUGCUACUCACGGCUUUCAUCAUUAUUUACCAAUGGAUAGAUUAAGACUUGUUAUGCCCCCUGCUUUGGCUGUCAUUCUCGCUUAUCCUCUUGUUCGCUUAGGACAUUUCUUAUUCCCUCCAAUGAUGGCGCACGGUGUAGUAGCCGGUGGCUUUUUUGGUUACAUCCUGUAUGACUGUACUCACUAUUAUCUUCAUCAUGCCAAAGUAUUCAAAUACCACUUUAAAGAAAUGAAAAAGUACCACAUGGCACAUCACUACAAGAACUAUGAAGGUGGCUACGGUAUUACUUCCAAGAUUUGGGAUUACAUCUUUGGCACUGAAUUAAAAUACUAAUUGAAAUUAUCACUACACCGUUUAAUGCUACCACCAAUAUUACUACUACCAUCAUUAUUACUACUACUACUUAAUACUAAUCAUCUCCUUUUACUAUUUACACACAUCGCUCACUCCCCCUUCUCUUUAUAAUAAACAAUUGAACAAUGUAAAAAAAAGUAUAUACUUGAUUAGGAAUGUGUAAAUGUCAGCAAAGGCAAAUAAGAAUAGUAAAAAUCAUCAAACACAGGUACAUCUUGAAUUUACCGUCUCACAAGGGAGCUGUAUCUCUGUUAUUAUAUGCAUCCGACAACAUGAAAACAAAAGAAAGUGAUAGAUUGAUCUAGUCAAAUCGAAUACUUGCAAGCAUAUAAAAUAGAAUUUAG
Molecule: messenger RNA, 1427 nt
Organism: Rhizopus microsporus ATCC 52813
Lineage: Eukaryota; Fungi; Mucoromycota; Mucoromycetes; Mucorales; Rhizopodaceae
Product: Inositolphosphorylceramide-B hydroxylase
Exons: 2
Coding region: 13-1062 (349 amino acids)
Biological process (GO): lipid biosynthetic process; fatty acid metabolic process
Cellular component (GO): endoplasmic reticulum; membrane
Molecular function (GO): fatty acid 2-hydroxylase activity; iron ion binding; heme binding
Source: RefSeq, a predicted model, not a curated record